UUGGCGCCAGCGUUUUCGCGGGGAGAGAAACACAUUGGAACUCUGAGAAGAGUGUUGACUCUGAAAAAUAUUUUAUUUUCUUGCGGGCAUUUAAUGCGGGCGAUGUAUAAUCGUUCAUGAUAUCUUCAUCAUCUUCUGCUGCUGCUGCUUUGUGUGGUACAUCAAGAUUAUUGAGGGGGUAAGGAUGAUGGCGACGGUGCACCCCACCACCUCCAGCCUCGUCCCGCUCCUGGAGUCCCUGGAAGACCCCGCCGUGGGACAGGUGGAGCAGACCGAUGCCUACCUGACCAUCGCAAGCCGUCUGAGCGGAGAGGAGGGGAAGCACUUCCUCCCUGCAGUCGCUAAGCACUUUUCACGCCUUGGGAAGGUUUUCCAGGCUCACAUCGCCAGCCCGAACGUGGAGCUGUGCCAGGCCGCGCUACAGGCCUUGGGGUUCUGCGUGUUCCACGGCGCCAUCGUCUCCGGAAUCCCAGCCAACUUCAUGGAGGAGAUCCUGACAGCUCUCAACAGCAUCGUUGUGAAAUCCACGGACAAGAACACGUGCACCCGCGCCCUGUGGGUCAUCUCCAAACAGAACUUCCCCUCUGACGUGGUGUCCCGGAAGGUACCAGACAUCCUGAAAACCCUGGAGGCCGUGCGGUCGCGAGAGGACCUCCAGUCAGUCAUCAUGGAACACGAGGCGUUGAACGUGGUGAUAAGGCUGUUGGAGCAGACCCCCAGUCCGAUGGGGGAGGGGGCGGUGCAGUGGGCCAAGCUGGUGAUCCCCCUGGUGGUCCACUCGGCCUCGAAGGUCCGCCUCCGGGCAGCGGCCGCCCUGGAGAUGGGGAUGCCCCUCCUCCUCCAGAAGCAACAGGAAGUGGCGGCCGUCAUCGAGCCCCUCAUGUCCUCUAAACUCAUCCCUGAGCUCCAGAAGCUCUUCUCCACCAAGAACGAGAGCAACGUGCUGAAGCUCUGGCCGCUGUUCGUACGGCUCCUGGGCAAGGUCCUCCACAGAGGAGGUCCCUUCAUCAACUCCCUGCUGCACCUGGAGGAGCUGGGCUUCCGCAGCUCCUCGCCCAUCAUCAAGAAGAUCGCCUUCAUCGCCUGGAAGAGCCUCAUCGACAACUUCGCCCUCAACCCAGAGAUCCUGUGCAGUGCGAAGCGCCUGAAGCUGCUCAUGCAGCCGCUGAGCUCCAUCCAGGUGCGGACGGAGGCGCUGCUCCUCACCAAGCUGGAGGUGUGGUGGUACCUGGUGGUCAAGCUGGGGCCCAGCCUGGCUGUUAACUUUGAACAGGUGGCGGUGCCUCUGCUCCAGAUCGCCGUGUCCACAGAGUCUCCGCUCCUGUCUGUGAGCACGUCCUCGCGCAACUGCAGCCAGAACACCAGCCUGGCCACGCCCAAAUCAGGCAGCCACCCCUUCAGCAGCCCGGCCUCCACGCCGCGCCUGGGCCUGAACAGCAGCUCCAGCGCGCAGCCGGCCUACUCCUCCAUACAGCUGCUCGGGCUGGAGAUGCUGCUGCACUACUUCCUGGGGUCAGAGGUCACCGCCGCCGCCGCCAAGAGCAAGCUGCAGCUGAACCUGGAGCCCCUGACGCACCCGCUGCUCACAGGCCCCUCCUCCUUCACCAAGCACGCCGCCGUCCUCAUCUCUGCCGUGCGUGACAGCUUCAUCGGCAUCGGAAAGGACGCUCCAGAGGCCUUGCUCACCCUCAUCUGGAAGAGCCUCAUUGGUUUUGUAACCGCGGCGAUGGAGACUGCAGGCAGUAAGAAGGACAGACCUGGCUCUGAGGUCCUCACCCUGCUGUUGCAGGCCCUGGAGUCAAUCGUCACGUCAGAAGCCCUGCCGGCCCAGCGCACUCUGGGUCUGCUGGAGGCCACAGUGAAGGGGAUCCCCCACAAGGUCCUGGGCUCUGCGGCGUACCAGGUGGCCAACAUGGACGUUUUAAAUGGCACGCCGGCCCUGUUCCUCAUCCCGCUGUUCCACCACAGCGGCGUGCUGCCCUGCUUCGUCACGGACGAGCGGUUCUUCCUUUGCCUGGAGACCCUGAUUGGCUGCGGCCUCUCGGGCCCCGCCUCCCCCCUGGCCUUCUGCGAAUCGGUGCUGGGGGUGAUGAGCCGCAACGCGGAGGCCAUCGAGAACGGGGAGCACCUGUGGAGGAUGUGGAGCAUCGUGGUGAACCCCCUGACCGACACCAUCACCCAGACCAACGAGGUGAACCAAGGCGACGCCCUGGAGCACAAUUACACGGCCCUCCUCCGCGCCCUGAUGUUCCCUGUCACGCACCUGCUCAUCGGCCACGCCCUGUCCCAGAUGACGCAGAAGUCCCUGCUGUCCACGUGGUCCCGGCUGUACAGGGCUUUCGCCCGCUGCUCCGCCCUGGUGGCCACCGCCGAGGAGAACGUGUGCUGCGAGGAGCUGUGUGCCAAAAUGGCCGCCGUCCUGGACUCCAAGGUCCUCUCUAAUCCCUCGACCCUGGAGGCCGUGGCCAGCCUUCUCCUCGUCGUUAUCGAGUGUGUGGACUUCACUCCGUACACCCCCCACUAUCAGAAGACCAAAUCGCCCCACACGCCCCUGGGCUGGGUACGGAAGAAGAACAAGGCCCUGGGGAACCUGAGCACCUUCCAGGCCCUGCUGGUGCUGGCGCUGGAGAGCUUCCUGUCGGCGCUGGAGUCCUUCCUGUCGCGGGACGCGCCCGAAACGGCGGCGGAGGGCAGCGCUGGCGUGCCCACCGGCGGGACGGGCACGGUCCUCCUCGCCAUUCUGUCGGCUCUCUUCGGCAACCUGGCGCUGGGCACCGCCGUCCUGGGGGCACUCUCCGCCCUGUCUGCACCCCUCGCCCGCCUCUACGAACACGCCGGGAGACCUCAGAAUGAACAGCCGAAGUUCUUCUCCGGUCUUGGACCAAAGCUGGAAAAGCUGCUGGGCGAGAUUCUGGGCUGCCUGCAGACGCGCUCCUCUCUGGUGUUCGAUGACGAGCUGCUGGCCCUCCUGGCGCCCCUGCUGCGCGUGCUCUUCCCGCAUCGCAGCAAGCCGCUGCGCAACCUCGCCACCCAGUUCUGGAACGCCACUUUCGCCCACGCCCCCACCCUCACCUACCCCGAAGACCUCAAGCCAGUUCUGAGCCAGGUGAAGCAGAAGAUGCCCAUCAUCUUGCCUGGCUUUCAAGCUGUUGAUGUGCCUGAAGAGUUCAGUGGACAGUACUCUGGGGAGUCCUCCCAGAUGGAGACCCAAAUCAGCGGGGUGAAGAUCGCGUCGGUGGGGAAGAGGGACUCUCUGCUCUCCAGGGCCGAGGAGCUGAGGGAAAAGGGUUCCAGUGGCCCGUCCAAGCCCAUCGCUGUGAAGCUGGAUUUCGGGUCUCCCAAAGUCCCUCGUCGUGAGCUGCUGGAGGAGGAGGCUUCGAUGGAUUUUGUCUUCAUACCCCCUGAAACCAAGGAGAGAGUGCUGACAGAGCAUCAGAAGGAGGUCAAGAGAACCAAGAGGGUUGAUAUUCCCGCAAUGUAUAAUAACCUUGAUGCAUCUCUGGACACAACGGCCUUUACCCAGUACACACAGAGCCAAGAAGAGUCUAUGGAUAAACUACCAGCCAGUGAUGAGCCUGCAGGACCAGAGGCUGAUGGCCAGGCUCAGGUUCAAGAUGAAAAAAUGGAAACUGAAGAAGCCCCUGAGCCGGAUAUGGGACCGAACCAGGAGGACAUGGAUGUGGGUCCCGUGGCGGACUCGACGGGAGACGAGGCUGACAAAGAGGAAACACCUGCUCCUCCCAAAGAGGUGGAGCCUAAAUCUGAAGACGGGCCCCCUGAGCGGGAUGAUCGCGGGGCCGAGGAGACGACGACCGAGGAGACCGGCGAGAGCGGCGGCGACGACUGCGACGUUUCGGCCUCCUCGGACGUGGUGUCCGGCACGCCGCCCAAACCCAACAGCCGGCGGCAGUCCUUCAUUACCCUCGAGAAGUACAUGGAGGGCAAGCCGGCCAGCCCCGUCAGAGUGACGAAAUUCACAGGCCCCCACAGCCGGGCCUCCGGCAACCAGGACGCCUCGAACUCCCAGCAGAACGACGUGGCUUCUGAGGUCCCCGCUGAGGCUUCGACCGGCGUGGAGGCCGUUGAGGUCGCGCGGGAACCCGGUCGGCACGGGGACGCCAGCGAGCGGCAGGUGUCCUCUCGGGUGGAGGCGGAAAAGGAGGAGCAGCCCCACCCUCAGGUAGAAGAAGCGGAGAAACGUCGUCGCAGUGAGGGCACAGAAGAUGAGGACGACAUCAUUCCUGAUACUCAGGCUGGAGCGGGCUCCGCGGAGGCUGGGAAACGGGAGACCGCGGCCUCUGCAGAGGACGCCGUACCGAUGAAGGAUGAGGACUCCUGUGCGGACUCGACGUACGACAGUUGCGAAGACGGUUAUCUGAAUGAUUCCCAGUGCUCGGAGGUCUCUGCCAGCCCGUCAGAAAUCAGACGGUCUAGUCGACGCAGGAGUAGACCUCUGCGUCCAGGUGAGGACAGGGAAGAGGUGGAGGGAAGGUACAAGCGAAUGCGCAAAGGUGUUCCUGCAAAAGGGAUGAGCCAAAGCGAUCCACAGAGGCCCGACCCUUCCCCUGCCGGUCAGAUUGAAGGCCAAUCACAGGCCCAACCAGGUGAAGGUGACCUCAAAGAGAGGCUUAGGAAGACCAGAGCUAGUUCACAGACUGCCUCCCCACCAUCGGCUCAAAAUGAUAGCCAGUCACUGGGCAGAGUAACCAGAAGAAAAUCAGCUGGUCCCGCAGAAGAGCAAGUGAGCAAAACUAAAUCUGAGACUGCUUUAUCCAAACCCGUCAGUCAAACGGAUAGCCAGUCACAGGGACGAUCCAGUAGGAGGAGCAAGGUGGGUGGCUCUGCAGAAGAGAUGAGCCAAACGGAUUCACCAAUGACCUUAUCUAAACCUGUCAGUCAAACAUAUAGCCAAUCGCAGGAAAGGCCCAGUAAGAGGACCAAGUUAGCAGACCCUGCGGAAGAGAUGAGCCAAACUGAUACGCAAACAAGCUUAUCCACACCUGUCAGUCAAACAGAUAGCCAAUCACGGGGCAGACCAGGUAGGAGGAGCAAGGCAUCUGGUCCUGCAGAAGAGAUGAGUCAAACUGAUACACAAACAAGCUUAACUACACCUUCCAGUCAAACAGAUAGCCAAUCGCAGGGCAGAUCAGGUAGGAGGAGCAAAGUGUCUGGCCUUUCUGAAGAAAUGAGCCAAACUGAUACGCUGAUGACCUUAUCCACACCUGUCAGUCAAACAGAUGGCCAAUCGCAGGGCAGACCAAGUAGGAGGAGCAAAGUAUCUGGCCCACCAGAGGAGAUGAGCCAAAACGAUACACAAGCAAGAUUAACUACACCUGUCAGUCAAACAGAUGGCCAAUCACGGGGCAGACCAGGUAGGAGGAGCAAGUCUUCUGGCCCUCCAGGGGAGAUGAGCCAAACUGAUACACAGGCAAGCUUAUCCACACCUGUCAGUCAAACAGAUGGCCAAUCACGGGGCAGACCAGGUAGGAGGAGCAAGCCAUCUGACCUUUCAGAGGAGAUGAGCCAAACUGAUACGCAGGCAAGCUUAUCUACACCUGUCAGUCAAACAGAUGGCCAAUCACGGGGCAGACCAGGUAGGAGGAGCAAAGUAUCUCGCCCUUCAGAGGAGAUGAGCCAAACCGAUACACAAACAAGCUUAACCACACCUGUCAGUCAAACAGAUAGCCAAUCACGGGGCAGACCAGGUAGGAGGAGCAAGGCAUCUGACCCUUCAGCAGAGAUGAGCCAAACUGAUGCUCAGACAGGUUUAUCAACACCUCUUGGUCAAAAUAAUAGUCAAUUGCAGAGCAGAUCAACUAGGAACAGCAAGGCAACUGAUCCUACAGUGGAGGUUAGCCAAACCGACUUUCACCCUGCCUUAUCCACGCCUGUAAGUCAAACUGAUAGCCAAUCACAGGGCAGACCGAGUAGGAGGAGCAAAGUAGCUGGUCCUCCAGGGGAGAUGAGCCAAACUGAUACACAGGCAAGCUUAUCCACACCUGUCAGUCAAACAGAUAGCCAAUCACGGGGCAAACAAAGUAAGAGGAGUAAGACUGCGGCAGAGCUGAAUGUCGGCUCUAGUCAGUGUUCCGCAUCUGCGAUGGAGUCUGAACACUCACAGUUAACAGAUAAAGGUGAAGGGACACAGGAGUCCUCGCAAGAUUUGGGUCAGUCCAAGACGAGAGGGUCCUCCCAGGGCUUGCUGUCUGGUAUUGAAAACUCUGAGUUGAAUCUCUCAGAGACUCAGAGCGAUGAUAGCCAGAAAUCCUCCAAAAGAGGCAGGAGAAGCAAGCUGUUGAACUCCAAGGCUGUGCCUCCAAGUCCACCGAAUGCCCAACAAGUGCCCGAAGGUUCCAAGGAAAUGGGUGCAAUUGAGUCCACUUCUGAAGUUGAAAUGGAAGCCUGCGAACUCGGUCAAAAGUCUGAAUCCAAGUCUGUCCCAGUUAACACAGAUGCUGAGGCUGUAGAGCCUUCUGAGGAAAAGGAAAACGAAAAUGUGACGGAGAUUAUGGUUCCUGACGGUACCGCCAACGUCAUUGUGGAAUCGAGGGCUGAACUGAAGACCGCGUCGGAGGCGUUUGCAAAUGUGACUUCAGAAAUGCAGGAGGAGAUCUCGGAGCCUUCUGCGGAACCUUCCACGGAAACCCGAGGCCUUGCCGUCGACAGCCAGGAAGUGCAAACCAAGCGGGGCCAUCGUCGCUCGCGCUCCAACUCCGAGGCGGCCGACGUGGAAGGCGCUCUGUCUCAGGAUUGCGACGUCUCCAGCUCACAGGGCUCCACUGGCUCUCCAGACCCGGGAGAAAUCGCGGUCCCGCCGGCUCCCGGCGAGCCGCUCUCUGACUCCAAAGCGGCUUGUCCUCCUCAGCCAGAGGAGGACGCAUCGUUGCCGCAGCAACAGGAGGACGCCGCCACCGCCGAAGCGAACGACGACGUGUUCCUGGAGGCGAACGCGACGAGCACCCCGAAGCUCUCCGAAUGCCUUCCGGCUGCUUCCGCGAGCGACGCCGAGGAGACUGCGUGGAGCACGACCGCGGAGGAAAAAUGGAGGACGUGCGAUUCUGAAACCCCGUCUGGUGUUCAGCUUUCAGACCCGGCGGAGGUCACGGAGGACGGUCAGCAGCAGGACGCCGACGUGCCUCAGGUCACGGACGGGACCGAGAGCGCAGUGGAUCCCGCCAAGGAGCAGGUAGACGAGGAGAACUCUACAAUGCAGGAGCAAGACAUAAACCAACAGGAAGCCUUUGUUUCUGCCCAAGAGCAAAAUGCCCCAAAAGAGGUGGUACUAGAGGAGGCGGAGGAGGACAGAGUUCCCCAGAUGGACAGUGACGUGCCUAUUGCUGCCGCUGCUGCUGAUACCGCUGCUUUCCCGGCCUUGCCCGAGGAACCUGCAGCCCCACAGCAGGUGACAGCAGAGCCCUUGUGCCUGGACUCUCCGCUCAAACAGAAGCUUCUGGACUCCGUGGCGGGAGAGUUGGGCCAGAGCCCCAGCAGUGGGAAGAGUAAGGGUGUCUGGUCCCCCUCGGCGUCUCCUUCCACCAGCAUCCUCAAGAAGGGGCAGAAGAGGCCUCUGGAGGUCGAGUCACCUUCCCCCUUGCAGAAGUCUCGGCGAGUGUCCUUCGCCGACCCGAUUCACCACCAGGAGUUGGCCGACGACAUCGACCGGCGCAGCCCAGUCAUCCGACAGUCCGGCGGCAGCUCGCCCAGAUCCAAAAACAUGGCCGCCGUCUCAUCGCAGCAGAAGUUUGUCACCACUCCAACCAAGGGCCUGUUCACCCUGAGUCCACGCAACUUGCGAAGCCCAGGAUUCAAGAGCUCCAAGAAAUGUUUGAUCUCUGAGAUGAGCCAGGAGCCCAAGCCCAUUCCCCGGGACUGCGUGUACCCGGCCCUGGUCAGCUGCUCUGCCCCUGUGGAGGCCGUCCUGCCCCAGAUAUCCUCCAACAUGUGGCCUCGUGGAUUUGGCCAGCUGGUGAGAGCCAGGAACAUCAGGACCGUGGGGGACCUGAGCGCCCUCACCCCCACCGAAAUAAAGACCCUCCCCAUCCGCUCCCCGAAACUGUCCAACGUGAAGAAAGCACUGAAAAACUAUCACGAGCAGCAGCGGAAGGGUCGAAACGACGAGUUGAAGGGAUUCGAUGAGAUGGAGAAGAUGACGUCCGAACCAGAGGAGAUGGAGAUGGCCCAUCAGCAGGAGGAGGGCAAGCCCCCAGGGGAGCAGGUCACAGACGCGGAGUCGGCGGACGUCCCGGCCCCUCCCCCCGCGGAGCAGACGUCCGUGGAGCUGCCGUCCGCGGUGGAGGCGUUGGGUGCGCGGCUCACGCCGGGGGAGCUGGGCCGGUGCUCGCCGGGCCAGCUGGUUCUGAUGCACGAGCAGCUCGGGGGGAUGAUGAGAGCCAUCGUCGCCCAGCUGCAGGCCCGCCUGGCUCCCAGCGCGGGAGAGAGCCUGCCUUGACUGCGGUUCGGAUCUCCCCAACGACGGCUUGGAUCUCCUCGACGACGGCUUGGAUCUUCUCAACGACGCAGAUCUCUUCGCAGAUCUCCCCAACGACUCCCUGUGUCUUAACCAGAUCGGACUGGGUUCACUCUUACAACCCCCCCCCCCGCCCCCGCACAUACCUCCUUCCUGGAGAUUUUUUAGUUUAGAUUUUAAUCUGUUUUUUUUUUUUUUCCCUUUUUCUUUUUACAUUUUUAACUAUGUAAAUUUCACUACAUUAACAUUCAAACAGGUGAUUCUCGCUGCUUGUCUGAAGCCAGUGGCGGAGUUAUCGGCGUUGCUAUGCCAACAGUGAGAUCAUAGGUCAACGUGUCGCCCUGAAUGGUAGCACUCUGGACAUGCCAUGGUUGGGCAUAACCUUUUAAACAUGCUAGUCGACGGAUCAGACGGCACUUUUUUUAUUGUAUAUGUUGAAAUAAAAGAGUGAAAAGGUUUUUGCAAAAAAAGACAA
Anguilla anguilla (European eel) is the source of this 8942-nucleotide messenger RNA. RefSeq names its product replication timing regulatory factor 1 (gene rif1). The record is from RefSeq and is a predicted model, not a curated record. Gene Ontology annotation, biological process: telomere maintenance. Gene Ontology annotation, cellular component: nucleus. The transcript is spliced from 36 exons. Bases 185 to 8449 code for a protein of 2754 amino acids. NCBI's taxonomy places the organism in Eukaryota, Metazoa, Chordata, Actinopteri, Anguilliformes, Anguillidae.